GCUUCGAGUGGUAUUGGUCAGUGAUCUGAACGUCAGAGCAGGGCCGGUCGUCGUCGCGGUUAUUUUUCUUCCCUUCUUCUUCGUCUUCGUCUUCGUCUUCGUCUUCGUCUUCUUCUUCGUCUUCGUCUUCAUCUUCAUCUUCAUCUUCGUCGUACAUUAUUUUUUGUUUUUAUUAUUUUAUUCCAUUUUACUACACUCCCCCUUUUUUCCUUCUCUUUUCUUUUCUCCAAGAAAUCAAGAUCGCUCUUCGCUUUUGUCGAGUUCGUUUCAAUUAUAUUACGAUUUCUAUUUUGUUCUUCUUUCUUUUUUUCUCUUCUUUUCUUUUUAUUCUCACAUCAUUUAUCGUGGCGUAAUUUUUAUUUCUUUUUUUUUUCUUCUUCUUUUUCACAAAAAUCAACGUUUCUUCUUCGGUCACCUUGGUCGCAACGGAAUAUAUCGUAACGUAUAUACGUACAUAUGUAUAUAUAUAUAUACACAUAUAUGUAUACAUACGAAGGGACAAAAAAAACGGAUACAUAUUAGAGGUGCAUAUACAUAUAUACGAUAAUACAGUGUGCUACAGUGGAGUUACUAGUGAAGAUUGGAAAAAGAAGGAAAGAAGAAAAAAGAGGAGAAAGAAAAAAAAGAAACAGAAGAAAACCGUUGGCGACCGUUGGCGAUCGUUGGCUGUUUUUCCACGAAGAGAUCUUUUUUUUUUUUUUCUUUUUCAAUACAAAUCUCGAAUCCCAGAGCAACGACACGAUCGGUAAAUAAGCGGCAGAACCAGUCUACAAGGCGGAAAGAUAGCGGCGACCUUAUCGGUAAAACGCGAUAUAUCGGUGCGAUCACGCAGCAAGCAAAGGAUCCCUUUGGUCUCGAGAGAAGAAGGGUAUCUCUCUUGGACAUGUUGGUCAACUAAUGCAGACGUUUGCAUUGAAUCGAGCGAUGCACUCGCACCGACGACAGUCGGUGCACUCCGCGGUGUUCUUCCAUCUCGGACUCGAACGAGAAGAUAUAAAAGAAUAAGUUCAGGAAUGAUAAGAGUGAAAAAAAUAGAGUGAAACCGACGAGAUGAUGUUUUCAAAUUAAACGGGAGCGUUCAAGUCGAAGGGUGGAAAGGGGACAGCAGAAAGAAGAACCUCUUUAGGGAUCGACGCGCUUGGAUGGAGCUUAAAGAAGUGAAGUUGGAUUCGCAGGAGCAGCAGCAGCAGCAGCAGAUACAAGAAGAACAGCAGCAACAGCAGCAACAGCAGCAAGAGCAACAACAACAGCAGCAAAAACAACAAAAGCAAGAGUAGCGUUGAGAAAGGGCCUGGAGGAGGUCCUGGAGGAAAGAACAGGGGUUAACCUCUCGAGGAGGACGAGAGGAGGACGUCAUAGUCCGUCUUAUUCGGACGGCUAAGACGAUGGCUGCAACCGACGGUCAAAUUGUCGUGGCGGCCGCACGUUGGGCCGAGGAAGCGACAUAUUUGCGAGAAUUUGUCACUAAAUAUCGUCUGCCGGCUGUGAUCAAGAUCACAAAGGGUCAAUAUGGUGGUCUUGGUGUACCAACUUUACCAGCCCCGAGUCUUCAAAGUACGGCGUUGCUCUUGUCGGCUGGCCGUAGACGCAAAAUCGUUGCACAGGCUGUUAAAAUCAAGGAAGGACGCAGAGUCGUUGGGAUCGGGCCAAGAUUAGCUAUCCCGGACUCCUAUGCCGGAUAUUUUGAGAUUUUGAGCGAGGAAGGUCGAGCGGUCCGUGGAAUCGAGUCUGUGAACGAGCUCUCUCGAAGAUGCCCGGAAGAAGGAGCCUUGGUACGAGAAACGGUACGUGGUAUAGCUUGCAGAGUGGAUGACGAGUCUGGAAUAGUCGUGCCCGAAGGAACGAGAACGCUGGCGGCUGGUGAGACAAUCGUGACAGCCGGUGAAGUGGCAUUACCAGGUCGCGGACGAUUCCUACGAUGCGUCGACUGUCGAGGUGAGAGCAUACUUUUGAGCAUGGAACAACGUGGCCGCUUCAGCGCACUCGCAAGAGAGGAUAACAUUAGCGGCGUUCACACGGCGAAGGCGUUGCUGAGCAAACGGCUACCACUAACGGUUAGAUUGGUCCACGGGCAGCCACCGAGAGGCUUGAAAUCAUCGUCCCAGUUCGUGCCGGAGCUAAGGCUCCUUUCGACCUUCGAGGAGGAACACGUGUUCGCAUUGCCCUUACAGAGAGAGGGAGCAGCGGUGGCGUUGCCAUUGGCGGCACCUUUGAAGUUGGUCAAGGCGAGAAACGAGGAGGCCCUGAGAUUGAUGCAAGAAUUCACGAGGUUGAUCGAACGAGCCUCACGGCUCGUAGCCGACGUUGCCGAUCGUGCUCACGUUCUCGACGGUCGCUUGGGCGAGAGUAAGCCCUCGAGACAGACCAGAAGUGCGUCGGGAUUUCUCAGGCGAUCCUCGGCCAACUCGGAAAAUGCUCCUCUCGGUCAUCACAGGAACAACAACGGCAGUCAUCAUCAUCAUCAUCAUCAUUAUCACAGUAGUGGUCAUCAGACAUCCUCCGGUCACGUCGGAUACCGGGACGAAAAUCGCGUGCCACCUUCUUCCUGCACCGAGGAUUACGACGAGAUAGAUCAGAUUUACGAUUACGUUCGCGGCUUCGCGCCAUUGCCGAAAAGCGUCAGGUCUCCCUACGAAAGCCCACUGAGCCCCGGCCAAAGUUCAAGUCCACCGUUGACACCUGUCACCGUCACGAUCGCGCCAUUGCUAGACGACAGACCGGAACCACCACCGAUCGAGACAAUCCCAACGAAGAAGAUACAAGCUGAAAAGAGAACGAGGCGAGCGGUUAAGGAAGCUCCACAGCCGAAACUCGAGAAGCCACCUUUGGCAAAGUUGUACGUUAAGAAUAGCGGCACCCAGAGAGGACGUCCUUUGAUGAGGCAAAAGAGCGCCUCGCCGUUAAAGGAGACACCGCCAGGCUAUAAAGGUGGCUCUCCUCUCUUCAACAUACGUUACAAAAGUCUAACGAAUUUGCAGCAGGCUAUGGAACUCGAUGGGACUCUAGACUCCAGUCAUUCAGGUGGUAGGACGUCCGGUGAUUCCGGUGCGGGUGCUAAGCUUCCAGAAAAGAGAUCGCGGCGUUUGAGCAGACCACGGUCGUUGACGAACUUAGUCUGGGAACUUCGAGGUGGAAGCGGGCUUGGAUGUACGAGACCGGAAACGCCACCACCCGCGACCACGGCACCAUUACCACCGACCAAGUGCGGACCCCGUUUGGCUGUCACGGUCGUAGCACCUCGACGAGUCGGCACGCUCUACCUCUAACUCAUCGACAGACGAAGGGCUGAAGAAGGCAAGAGAGCGGACCAAUAGAAGAUUGAACUCUUCUUUAGUCUCCGACUAAUCAAAAUUCAUAGCCAGAGAGAGAAACAGAGAGAGAUAGAGAACAGCAGAGAUAAAGAGAGAAAAAAUAAAAAGAAAAGGAAUCAAUAAGAGGAAAAGAGAGAGAGAGAGAGAGAGAAAAAAAAAGGAAAGAAAGAAAAGAAAAAGACAACUGAUCGUGAGAGAUAACAUUUUGUAUUAAUUAACUUAUGCCCGUGAAAGUCGGCCAUCUAAACUCAUCGUUUCUAUUCGAUCUUUUAACGUACGUAAUACGACCUCUUAUAAAAGGAGAGAAAUAAAGAUAUAGAAAUAGAAGAGAAAGAGACAGAGAAAGUUUGAUAAUAGGAAAAGUUCGAGAUAGUUUGAAAUAAAAUGAAAAGUUUAUUUUAAAAAAAGAUAUGAAAAUUAAUUAAAACGAAAAAAGAUAUAUACAUAUAUAUAUAUAUAUGUAUAUGUAUUAACAAAAACGAAAUAAUCGUCUUACGAACGAAUGAUAUUUUUCAUUAAAAAAAUACAAAAAAAAAGAGGAGAAAAAAAAAUUGUCACACUUUGAGCAUCGUAUUUAAACGAUAACAAGAAGUUGUUGUUUUUAAAGGAUUGAACGAAUAGUUUUUCACUUUGAGAUAUUUUUUUUUUUUUUUUUUUUUUUAACCGAUAAAGAAAAGAAGUUCCACUUAUAAAAAAUUGCGACGAAAUGUUACUCCAUAAAUUUUCAUAUCAACGAAAUAAGCAUAAUGAAACGUAUGAAUUCUGUUCGGCGUAUCACGAUAGAUAUAAAUAGGAUGAAUGAAAGUUUGAAAAAAAAAAAAAAGAAAGGAAGAAAGAUAGUCGAUGAGAUCGUUCACAUUGAAUAGAGAUCGUAAAAAGAGAAAGAAAAAGAAAAAAAGAGAGAGAAAGAUAAUAGAUGGAUAGAAAGAGAGAUAUAAAGAUAGAAGAAAAAAAAGUGAGCAUUUAAUUAAUUAAUCUCAUAAUGGAUUAUAGAUAAGAACAUGAAUGCCAUAAUAAUGACCAAGUUUUGUGGUUGUACUUAAGUCAUACUUUUCUAUUUUGACUCUAUUUUAUAAACUUAGCUUAGAUUUAAGUUAUCGCAUGAUAGUGCGUGCAUAUUGAUAACAUUGUCCGUGUUAUGUGCGUUAUAUUAUAACAGAUAUAUGUGUAUAUAUACAUGUAUCUAUGUAUGUAUACAUGUAUAUCUACAUUUAUAUAUACAUAUAUAUAUAUAUAUAUAUAUGUGUAUGUAUAUAUUUCUCUACCUACAUACACGUACAAUAUAAAAGUUCGAAGCCGCCGCAAUGAAGAUAAAAAAAAAAUGAAGGAAAAGAGAAUGGAAGAAAGAGGAAAGACAAAUUUUUACGAAAAAAAAGCUUAGAUUAUUAGUUUAUACGACAUUUAAAGGAUUCAGAAAAGAUUUAACACAACGAGAUGCUAAAAUCAUUCCAUGCUAUGACAACGAUUAGAUUUUUCAAACAAGACAUUCGUAUGACGUGGACCUUUCAAGAAAGAGAAUGAGAGAAAGAGAGAAAGAAGCAAAAGAGAAGAAAAGAAAAAGAAGAUAAAAUGAAAAAAGAACAGAACAAAUCUAACAUACACAUUCCAGCUUUUUAUUUCCAGCGAAUCUUAGAGAUAAGCGAACGCAAAAUCAAACAAGACAAUGUAAAAAGCGGCGUUUAACAGAGAACCAAUCAGAGCGAUUCCUCUUGUUUUUUUUAUUUUUUCUUUUCUAAUCGUUUUUGAAAUUGUUUUUUAAAUCGACGGUAAAAGGUACUUGUCCAAUCUUUAAUGGAUAAACGACAUAUCAAAAUCGACAUAUCAAAAAAAAAAAUUUCCGUCUACUUGUUCUAUGAUUGUUUUUUUUUUGUCUACGUUAUUACUAUUUUUUUUUUAAUCUCGUUUUUUCGUGAGUGCCAAUCGAUUAUAAAGUGAAAUAAUUUAUCUAACAACGGGAUGGGUCCUCUCCCUCAUCCAUUCGAUAAAUUCGACAAUAGAAUUUUAAAGAUCUCACAGUCUAAAGUUUAAACAAAAUUGCACGUAAUUAUCGCGUUGUCUUUAUACAUCAAUCCUUAAAUUUCUGAAGGAUUUUACCUGACCAUUUAUCACCGAGUUCUCAUUAAAAUAACCGCUUAAAUCGAACUCGUUAAAAGUCAAGUUUGAGAUCGCUUAAUCGGAUAAUUAUUAUCUCAUUUAUUAUGUAUGGAUGAAAUUGUCCGGCUACGAGCGUGCUCGGACUUUGGUCUCAUUUUUGUGAUUAUUAUUUAAGUAUAUUAUAUAUAUAUAUACAUAUGUAUUAUUAUUAUUAUUAUUAUUAUUAUUAUUAUUAUUAUUAUUAUUAUUAUUAUUAAUAUUAAUUAUUAUAUAGAAUAAUAUUAUAGAUUAGGCUUUUUACAAUUUAGUAUGGAUUUAUAUACCGUUAAUUGGCCUCUCAGGGUGCCUAAGAAAAAAUAUACCAUAAAGAUUUUGAUAAAUUUUCAAAUAAAAACUUCAUCACCCGCGAGACCAAACGAAAGAUACAUACAUAUAUACAUACAUACGUACAUACAUACAUACAUACAUAAAUACAUAUCUUGAACGAAAGACCGAUAUGACCUUUCGUUUCUCAUACAGCAUUUUCUUCUAAUCUUUUUUUCUGUUUUUUUCUUUUCUUUUUCCUUUAUCUCUUUCCAUCAAUCAAGAUUGCAAUUGAGGAAAGGAUACGUUAGUUAAUUAAUUGAACGAUUUAAUAAUAAGCUAGCUGUCGACGUUGUACAAUAGUACGUAGUUUAUGUUAAAAGGCAUAAAUUCUUUUUUUUUUUUUUUAAUUAUCAUUAUUAAAUAUUAUGUUUUAUCUAAUUAAAUGCAUACGUAGAAGGCACUCGGUCCCCUUUACGAUGUCGAACUCUGUGCUGUAUCUUGUACGACAAUGUUCUCGGAGAGUUCAAUAGUUUUGCCACGAUGACGAGAUAAAAAAAAAAAAGAAAAAAUUAAGCGAAACAAAAAGGAAAGAAGAAGAGAAUGAAAAAUAAAAAAGAGUGAACGAAAGCUAGGGAGACUAAUUCCUUUUUUUUCUUUUCUUUCUUUUUUUUCUUUUUUUUUUUUUUUUU
Molecule: messenger RNA, 6400 nt
Organism: Vespula vulgaris
Lineage: Eukaryota; Metazoa; Arthropoda; Insecta; Hymenoptera; Vespidae
Gene: sano
Exons: 9
Coding region: 1386-3266 (626 amino acids)
Source: RefSeq, a predicted model, not a curated record